Molecule: messenger RNA, 4740 nt
Organism: Chlorella variabilis
Lineage: Eukaryota; Viridiplantae; Chlorophyta; Trebouxiophyceae; Chlorellales; Chlorellaceae
Exons: 9
Coding region: 1-4740 (1579 amino acids)
Source: RefSeq, a predicted model, not a curated record
AUGGAGGGGCAGAGUGAGGAGGUCUGCAGCCGCAUCAGGCAGCUGCAGGCCGCCGACGUGCCUUCGGCGCUGCACGGCCUCCUCAGGCAGGCCCAAACCCUGCUGAAGCCGCCCAGCCGCAGGGACGCGCUCGCCCAGCUGCUGUCCGCCUUCCAGCAGCACAGCUGGCUGUGGGAGCUGCUGCUGCGCAGGCACCUGCCCGACCUGCUGCAGCACGCGGCGGCGGCGCGGGUGUUUGUGGAGGCGGUGGCCCAGCUGCCGGGCGGUACACAGGCGCGGGUGUACCGCCUGUGGGCCCAGCAGCUGCUGCAGCCUGCGCAGCAGCCCCUGCAGGUGCCGUUGGUGCUGCAGCAGGUGCUGCUGGAGCAGCUGAGGGUAUGCUUCCAUGCUGGCGGCGGCAUUGAUCUGCCACCGCUGGCAGGGGAGCCGCAGCGGGAGGAGCUGGAGGGUGCCAUCGGCAGUGCAGCAGCAGGAGCCCCGGCAGCAGAGGCGGGGCUGGCCGACCCGUUGAGGCAAGAGGCGCGAGUGGCGCUGCGGGAGCAGCUGCCACACCUGCUGCACCUCCUGCUGACCGUAUGUUGCAGCGGCGAUGCCGCUGGCGAGCAGCUGUCCGCAGCAUCGAGCAGCCAGCGGCAGGAGGGCGGCAGCAGCGGCCGCGCCUCGGGCAACGCGCCCCACGCCCCCGACAUUGCCAGCAUGCAGUCAGCUGCGGAGGAUGCACGGCCGCCCAGGCGACAGCAGCCAGCCGGCGGCGGCAGCAGGCUGCGCGAGCAGCAUGCCGUGUCGGUAGCAGCUUCCAGCCCGGCUGGGUCGCAGAGCCAGGGCGUCGGGGGUGGCAAUGGCGGCAGCGGCAGCGGGCCCAGCCCUUGCCCCAUUCGUGACAGCGUGCUGCGCCAUGCUGUGGUGCUGGUCAGCAGGCUGAGCGACCCUGAGGCUCUGCAUGACAUGCUCGCCAUCCGCAUGCAGCGCCAGGCAGCAGGCGCUGCCUCCGGCAGCGACAGCGAAGAGGGAGACGAGGAGGGGAGGCCGCAGGCCCCCCCAGCUGCGUCAGGGGCCCGCCAUGCGCAGCAGGAGCAGCAGCAGGCUGUCCUGAGUCGGCGGGACCUGAGCAAGGUGUGCGCCUCGCUGGCGCUCAUAGAGGUGUGCCUGGAUGGCAUGCUGACCCUGCAGCCCCUGGCCGCCGCCGUGCACAGCCAGCUGCACAGCAAAGGCAGCAGCAACGGCGGCGGUGAUGGCAAGCAGGCGCGGCAGCCGGCAGGCUUGGGUAAUGGGGGUGGACCAGAGGUGGGGACGGGAGCUGAGGCUGAGGCGGCGGGCGUCGGCGAAGAGGCGGCCGCAGCGGCGUUUGAGGCGGAGGAAGAGCUGAGGCACACGGCUGGGCUGAUGCUGGGGAUGCACCGCGAGCUCUGCCGCCUCCGCUUUGAGCAGCAGCAGCAGCAAGCCUGCCAGCGGCUGGUACGCAUGCUGGCUGCCGUGCAGCAGGCAGAGGCAGGCCCAGCUGCCGCCGCCGCCACCCCAAGCCCCUCUGCCAAAGAGCAGCACCAGCAGGGCGGCGGUGGGGCUGGCGGCAGCACCUGCGCCGUUGCGGGCAUGCGGCGGCUGGCGGCGCAGCUGCAGCGGUCAGCGCUGACGCCGGGCGCGCCCCAGGGGCCGCCUGCGCUGCUGCUGGUGCCGCCGCAGCUGGCGACGCAGGGCAUGGUGCUGGUGCGAGAGGUGUUGGAGGCCGGCGGCGGCAGCCCGGCAGCAGGCAGCGCCAGCUGGCAUGCUGACAUGGCGCAGCGGGUGGCCGCCAUCUACCUGGCAUGCUACCAGGCCAUGUGGGGUGCCCGCGUGCUCCAGUCGGCGGAAGCGUACCAGCUGCUGCUGUCUGCUGCGCGCCUGCGCAUGCUGCUGCGCUCAGGCGGCGGCCUGGCACCAGGUGCCGGCGCUGUGGACGACGAGGCGGCAGCGGAGGCGGCCCUGGUGGCGCACCACGCUGUGGGCAGCCGGCGGCGGCGGCCACGCAGCGCGGCUCACGAGCUGGCUGGCGCUGGAGGGGCGGGGGUGGCUGCUGGGAGCGGCCCUGCUGGCCCAGUUGCCAAGCGGCUGAAGGCAGACCCAGGCAGCGGGGAUGCGGUGAAGGAGCUGCUGCAGCUGUUCCAGGCGCCGCCGCCGGGGCAGCAGCAGGUGGCAGCGCCGGCGGCAGGCGCCAGCAGCCAGCAGGGCCAGCAGCCGCAGCGGCAGGGCCGCAAGCGGGUUGUAGUGGUGCCCGUGAAGCAGGAGCCGCAGCAGGCAGAGCAGCUGGCGGCAGCGCCUGCACGCAAGCGGAUCGCCCCGCAGCAGAUUGCGCCCGCACCUGCGGCAGCGGCAGCUGGUGCAGCCGGCACGCUGCAGCUGAGCGGCUCCGCCGCUCCCGAGGAGCAGCCGCAGGAGCUGCUGCCAGGACUUGGCGACAAUGCGCAAGGAGGGCAGCAGGCCGGGGAUGUGGCGGCAGGGGAGGAGCGCAGCCAGCAGCGCGUCAUCAUCAGCAAAGCCGGCAACCUGACAGAGGAGCAGCAGGAGGAGAUGUGGGCGGCGUACAUCGCAGACAAGGAGUUUCUGGCUGAGAUGCUGGGGGAUGCCGACUACCAGCAGUGGUACGACGAGGAGGCGCACCCCUUGCGCAGGCAGCAGCGGCGGGCGGGCGGCCUGGAGGCAGCCUGGGCCGCGGUGCUGGGGGGUCCCGCCGCCGGCAGCUUGGUGCAGCGCGACCUGCCGCGCUCGCUGCUGGAGGCGAGCGGCAAGAUGCCGUGGGACGCGGCGGCGGCUGCCAGCCUGAGGCUGCUGAGGCUGCUGCUGCGCGGGGCCGGGCAGGGUAGCGGCGGCGUGGGCACAGCUGCCUCGGCGCCGACACCUGGCAGCAGCGCAGGAGCAGGCAUGCAGCAGCAGCAGCAGCAGCAGCAGCAGCAGCAGCAGGCGGCUACCCUGCUGCGCGCCUUCAGCCAGCGGCUUCGGAAGGAGGGCGCCAUGGCUGGCGCCAAUGCGCUGCUGGGCAUCACGGGCCCCACGCAGCUGGCCUGUGCCAUCAAGUCAGCGCAGGACGCGCCAGCGGGCGGCGCACUGCUGCUGCUGUCGGCGCAGCUGCUGGGCCUGGUGCGCGGCGACCGCACGCUGGGCGAGUCGCCGCUGUUUGGCGCAGCGCAGUGCGACGCCCGGCAGGAGCGGCAGCUGAUCGGGCGCCAGUGGCUGCCCGGCAGCAGCCGGCUGACCGCGCCGCCGCUGCUGGAGGCGUUCGCCCUGCUGCUGGCAGACCUGCUGGAUCAGGCGCGGCUGGAGGCUGCGGCCGACCCAGCCAGCAGCUCAGGCAAGGCCACCCAGCGACGCGUGCUGCCCAUCAACCUCAGCGCCGCCCUGGCCACCCGCCUCAUGCUGCUGCCGCCGCCCGCGCAGCACAUGCUGGCGCCCGCCUGCGCCCGCCUGCUGCGCCUGGCGGUCGCGGACAGCAGCCCGCAGCAGGCGGUGGCGCAGCUGGCGGCGCUGCUGUGGAUGCUGGUGCAGCGGCAGCACGCCGGCAGCAGCGGUGGUGGUACGGAUGCGGUACGGCUGCCGCCCGACUGCCCGGCCUGGCUGGAGGAUGAGGGUCUUAUGAUUGAGGGGCCUCGGGACGACUCCAGCCACGGCCAUACGCUGCUGCUGAGCCCGCUGCGGGAAGUGCAGGCGGCGGCGGCGGCAGAGCUGCUGGGACGCCUGCGGCAGCAGCUGCAGGAGCUGCUGGCCCAGGCGGAGCCCCAGCAGCAGGGCGACAGCGGCGACAGCAGCUCUGGGGCAGCCCCGGCGGCGGCAGCAGGCGCGGCGGCAGAUGAGGUGGUGCCCGCGGCGGAUGCCUGCCACGCCGCCAUCCAGCUACUGGUGCUGGAGCAGCAGCGGCAGCGGCUGCGGCAGCAGGCCAAGGGCGGCGGCUCUGAUGCGGACAGCGAGGAGGAGGAGGUGGUGGUGGAGGAGGAGGAGGGGGAGCAACAGCCGCUGCUGCUUGGGAAUGGUGCGGCGGUGGCGGAGAUGGCCGGCCUGGCGGCAGCGCUGUGCCAGGCGGGAGCUGCUGCAGGCAGCGCCGUUGCGGCCGCGGUCGACGCAGCGGCGGAUGCGGGCGCAGGCAGCCGACCCCGCAAGCAGCAGAAGCAGCAGCAGCAGGUGGAGGAGGGCAGCAAGGCAUAUGGUGGGGCCAGUGCGGCUGCCGCCGUUCUGGCCGUCUGCAACCAGUUUCUGGAGCCCGCAGAUCGGCUGCUGCAGUCUGGGUGCCUGGCUGGGGCCCCGGCGCAGCGGCUGGAGGCGGCCUGCGAGCAGCUGGCGGGGCAGCUGCAGGCGGUGGAGCAGCUGUGCCUGCGGCUGGCCGCCGACCAUCCACUGCUGCGUGCCGUGGAGGCAGCGAUGGAAGCAGCGCCCACGCUGUGGCAGCCGGCCGGUGAAGAGGAGGAGGAGGAGGCAGCAGAUGGCGACGCCGGGCGCCCCAGCAGCAGCGGCGAGGAAGGCGAGGAGGCCGCGGCGCAGCCGCGCCCCGGCGGCAAGCAGCAGCGGCAGAAGCCUGGCGGCGGCGGCGGCGGCGGCGGCGCGGCCCCCGCGGCCGCCGCGGGGCAGCCGGCGCGGCGGCGGCGGCGGCGCCUGCGGGAUGUGCGCAACCCUGCUGUGCGUGCUAUGCUGGCGGAGGAUGGGUGGGGCGGGGAGCUGGAUGCCGAGGACCUGUCGGAUCUGGAGGACUUCAUUGUGUGCAACCCAGGUGGGGGCUGA